This is a messenger RNA of Spirometra erinaceieuropaei, 2112 nucleotides long. The record is from the annotation of a GenBank genome assembly. NCBI's taxonomy places the organism in Eukaryota, Metazoa, Platyhelminthes, Cestoda, Diphyllobothriidea, Diphyllobothriidae.
AUGAGACGUGCUCUUUUGGAAGAAACCUGGUUAGUCAACAACGAAGAUUCUGAAGAAUUCUGGCAGUACUUUCGCGGGAUUAUUGAGAGUCUAAUUGACUCCCAUUGUCCCAUAAAAAUAACAAGACCAUGUGGGCGACCGCCGUGGGUCAAUUCGACGACGAAAAAGGCCAUGAAGAAGAAACAGAGGCUGUGGAAAAAGUAUAUGCAACUUCGAGAUCCAGUAUCACUCGCCGAAUAUAAGGAUCAGCGCAAUAAAUGCCGCAAGCAAAUACGGAUUGCCAGAACUUCUUUCGAGCGCCGACUGGUAGCAGAAUCCAUUACAUGUCCCAAGAAGUUUUACAAGUACAUCCGUAGUAGGAGAAAACAUAGGGACGAAAUUGCGUGUCUUAAGGAUAGCCUCGGAAACUUGCUAGUCGAAGGGCCCCAGAAAGUGCAGUUACUGUCUGAGUUGUUUCAAUCGGUUUUUACGGAGGAGUCCUCAGAAGACGAUCAGCAGUUUGAAAUGGACAGAAACAGCCGGGAUUUUCAAAUGCGCCAAGAUACUGCCGUCAUUGAAACCGUUGCCUUUUCCGUCGGAGAAGUAAGACGCGUCCCCAGUCAAAUAAAACUAGACAAGUCUCCUGGACCCGACGGAAUUCCUGGUCUGAUACUUAAGGAGCUAUCAAAGGAGCUGGCGAAGCCUCUUUCGACGCUCUUUGAGCUGUCAAUGAGAACAGGAAGGCUGCCAUCAAAGUGGAAGACAGCUAACCUCGUUCCCUUACAUAAAGGCGGUAGCAGGAUGGCAGCAAGCUGUUUCAGGCCUAUUAGCCUAACCUGCCUCUCGUGCAAAACGAUGGAAGCUCUAGUAAAGAGUGUCAUACAGCAAUUUUGUGAAGAAAAUAACCUCUUGCAGGAUUUCCAGCAUGGCUUCCGGAGAGGACGUUCUUGCCUCUCAAAUCUGCUAGCUUGUCUGGAGAUCUGGACCAGGGCCCUAGAAGAGGGUUUUGAAGUUGAUGUCGUGUGCAUCGAUUUUCGCAAAGCCUUCGAUACUGUCCCGCACCAACGCCUUCUUCACAAAUUGAGCGCCAUCGGCAUCCGGGGAGAUCUUCUGAACAUGAUAGGGGCAUUUCUGGUUGGUCGGAAACAACGUGUUUGCAUCGGUGAUGAUAUGUCAGAAUGGGUGACCGUGACCAGUGGUGUGCCUCAAGGCUCAGUUCUGGGACCAUUGCUAUUCCUCCUUUAUGUUAAUGACAGCCUUCAGGAACUCGACUGUGGCAAAAUAAUGUUUGCUGACGACGUUAAGCUCUGGCAAGUCAUUAAGAGUCCUAACGACCAGAGAUCCCUCCAAAACAAUCUUCAUCGACUGCAAGCGUGGUCGGAGAAAUGGCUUCUAGACUUCAAUGUGCAGAAGUGUGCCGUCCUCCAUCUGCGUCCAACUAACUCUCAUUCAAAUCAGAGCCUGAGGACAUAUCAUCUGAAAGAUAUAAGACUCCCCGCAGAAUCUUCACAGAAGGAUCUCGGGGUUUGGAUACAGAACAAUUUGAAACCAACAUUGCAGUGCCACAAGGCUGCAAAAAACGCAAUGGGAGUGCUGCAUGCAAUCAAAAGGGCGUUCGUUACCUUUGACCAAGACCUUUUUGGGAGAGUUUACGGCACCUUCGUUCGGCCCCACUUAGAAUAUGGCAUACAAGCAUGGCGGCCAUGGCUUGUAAAGGACAAAGCAUGCCUCGAACGGGUGCAACGUAGGGCAACAAAGAUGGUAAACGGUCUAAAAAACCAAUCCUACACGGACAGACUGAAUUGCCUUAACCUAUUCCCUCUGUGUUACAGGCAGCAAAGAGGUGAUCUUAUCCUGGUUUACAAGAUAAUAAAUGGCCUUGAGCAUGGGCUUAACUUUGAGGACAUGUUUCAGUGGCACCUUUCACCCAAUCUUCGUGGCCACUCGAUGAAGCUACGGACAACAAUGUCCAGGCUGAACCUUCGGUCUGAAUUUUUCACGCAAAGAGUAGUAGAGAAAUGGAACGAUCUCCCUCAGUCAGUCGUGGAGGCGACAUCGCUGCAACCCUUCCAGAAACGCUUGGAUGAUUAUUUGUGUCCCCUGUUUUCCCUCGACAGUCUGAAUCUGAGCUAA